AUGCCUCGUGCGUCGGGCUCGGGCAAGCGACAGCAAGGAGGCGCAGGUCCCCGCGAAUCGAAGCACGAUAAUGGGCUCGUAGGCCCCGGCAAGCGCAUCGCGCCCAAGAAGAGCCACGGCCACCUUGACGGCCCCGCGAGGUCGCCCGACAAUGGUGCCCUCGCAGGGCCGUCGUCACCGCCGCCGCACGCUAACGGUCUCAACGGCAUCGGCAAGCACGAUGGCGCCGCCUCCGCCCUGGCCGCGGCAUCAGCGGCGACCCUCGAUGCUCGCCGAGGCUCUCUCGGCACCUCGUCCGAGUCGUCGUCGUCGGAGCUGUCGGGCGCACCCGCGGUCGCCAACGGCGUCGACGGCGCCCGCCAGAUCGACGUCAACGCCCUCAAGAAUGCCGACGUCCACCGCGAUUCGGGCCCGCUCGACCUCGCCUCCACCGUCGUCCGCUCCCUGCCUGUCCAGGACACCCUCGCCAUACUCAUCAUCCUCAUGCACCUCCCUUACGUCUCUCUCACCAUCGUCUACGGCCUCUUCGCCACCCUCACCUUCGUCCCGCCCGUUAUGAGCAAGGCCGGCUGGAACAUGAACCUCGGCGACAUCAUGGAUGGCAUCUCCCAGAUGCCCUCGCUCGCCACCACCAUGGCCAUGGACUUCUUCUUCUUCCUCGUGUGGGUGUUCCUGUGGCCCCCCAUACAGGACUUUAUGCUCGAGUUCGCCAAGCCCGUCGUCGCCGUCACCCUCGGCGGCGGAGCGAGCGCAAAGGACGGCUCCUCGCGCGGCGUCACUGCCUGCUUCAUCUGGAUGUUCCUGCACAAGCUCGUACGCGCGUCGCGCGUGUACUGGCCCCAACUCGCGCGUCAUGUCCCCGAUGGCUGGCGCAUGCCGGCCGCGCUGAGAGAUUCAUUCCUGCGCCCCUCCGCCUGGCAAGACAAGAGGGACGGCCACGGCUGGCUGCAGAGCAUCCUGGCCAUCCACAUCCUCACGCAGGGCAUCGUCAGGUACGUCCGGGAGUGGUAUCUGCGGCGGGAGCGCUUCAACUCGACAGACCCCGAGGCCGGGAAGCCCGGCUCCGCGGUUGUCAGCACCGCAACUUCUAGCGGAAACGAUACGUCGACUGCGGAAACGAGCCUUGUCCCUCCCCCCGACACCGAGACGGGCCUGUCCGCGACGAGCUCGGCCGCUGUCGCCAAGAGGCGGCGGAAGCAGAGCGCACAAGUUCGACUGCAGCAGCCUCUGUGGGCGGCGCUCGCGAGCACUAAGAUCGUCGCGAUGAAGGAGUACGAGAUAUCAAGCCUGAAGGGCGUGGCAAACAAGAGCGACAUUCACAACUCGGGCAGCACCCCCUCGUUCGACGGGCAGCCGAAGCAGAUUUGGAUUUCGUACAUUGGCAGCGACGAGGUGUGCUUCAACACCAGCCACUUCCCCGAGCCCGAAGCGUACGCCAAGGUUAACGGCCACUCGACGACGCCCGCCGGCGUGGACACGUCCAAGCCCUUUUACGUGCGCAUCAACAACGCCUUCUGGCAGCCGACGCGCAUCUACACCAUCGACGACGAAAAGGAGACGCACUGGACGGGCGACAUCUACGGCCUUCGGCCCGCCGCCAAGUACGUGGUCGAGUUCGUCGACACCAAGACGGACCAGGUGAUUUUCACCACCAGCAUCCGCACGGUUAAGGAGACCCUGCGCGAGGACGCCCCCCUGGUGGCCGGCCCGGCCAGCAGCCAGCAGGCCCUGCGCCCCGACUCGCCCGCCACGACGCUUCGUACGUCGAUCGCCGCCGCCGAGGCGAGGCUCGCGGACGAGAAGAACCGGCUCAAGACGUGGCGCAAGGACUGGAAGAACCGCGUCAAUUCGUUGAAGCGGGACAACGAGGCCGCCGACAAUCAACUCGCGACGGCCGGCAACAACGACGAAAAGUACAAGCAAAAGAUCCGCCAGCAGGAGACGCAAAAGGCGCAGGCCGAGCGCGACACCGAGCGCCGCGCGACCGAGCUCGACAACUUCGACACGGCCCCGGAGCUCACCGAGCGCAAGAAAAAGACUGAGCGCACCUUCUCUGCGGAGAAGAAGGUCUUUGACGGCGCCCAGAAGGAGUUCAAGUGCCACAAGUCGCUGCUGGAAGGCGAGGUCAAGGCCAAGGAGGUGGAGAAGUCGAAUCUCAACACGCGCCGCAACAAGAUCGCCACGCGCAUCGCCAAGAUUGAGAAUGAACUCGCCAACCUCACCGACGCCAACAACCGCGGACUUGACGAAGCCGAGCGGCGCCGCCAGGAGAGGGUCCGGUUCGCCGAGCACACAGUCGCCAUGGAGAACAACUACCUGGAGCGCACCAACCAGGCCAUGGCGACCAACGCCUCCAGGCGCGAGCAGCUGCGGGCCCUCCAGGCCCAGGUGCAGGCGUUCCAAACCUACGUCAAUCCUGUCAACGGCAUGCCCAUCGAGGCUCCACCCAUGAUGGCGGACGCGCACCAGCCGUACGGCCAGAGUCCGUGGAACCCGAACCCGGCGGCCGCGUCGCACUUCCCCGGCGGCCCCUGGGGCGCGUCUUCGGGCGACAUGCUCCCGCCGAUCUCGGCUCCGACGAUGCCGCCGGGCCUGCCGUGGCACCCGCCGCCGACGGCCGCGGUCUUUGAGCCGCGCGGCGCCAAGUCGAGGGGCCGCAGUUCGAGCAUGCUGAGCGACGUGAGUGGGUUCACCGAGGCGAGCGACGAGGCCGUGGAGCCGGCUCGGCCUGCGGGAAGAAUCGGUGCGCACGGUAGCAACAGCAGCGGAAGCGUAGGCGAGCCGUCGAGCCCGGCGUAG
This is a messenger RNA of Purpureocillium lilacinum, 2799 nucleotides long. RefSeq lists its product as uncharacterized. Lineage: Eukaryota; Fungi; Ascomycota; Sordariomycetes; Hypocreales; Ophiocordycipitaceae. The record is from RefSeq and is a predicted model, not a curated record.